GGAACUUCACCGCAGUUUGUCAAUUUUAGGGUUUAUUUUGGUUCCAUGCCUUUGAAUCUCAUGCGUAACCCUUUCUUUAAGAGAGAGACUUAACCGCACUGCCGCUUCUCCAUAGUGACGCCGUCGAAUGCCACCACACCCAUACCAUCAUCUUCCUUGAUUUUCUAAGAUGAAGAAUGAGAAGAAAGUUCAACAAUUUCUUUCAAGAAGUGCUAGAAUAGGCAGAAGAAGAAGAAGAAUAAGAAGAAGAAGAAGAAGAAGAAGAAGAAGAAGAAGAAGAAGAAGAGGAAGAAGAGGACAAAGAAGAAGAAACCAGCCAUCUCUCCAUCUUCCCGAAGAAAUCAUCGAAGAAAUACUGUCAAUAUUGCCGGUGAAAUCACUGUUGAGAUUUAGGUGCGUUUCGAAAACAUGGCGGUCUUUAAUAGGCAGCAAACGCUUCAUCAAAGCCCAUCAUCAAAAUUCAAUGAAAAAUCCAUGUUUCCCCCAUCAAAGGCUCAUUAUACGGGAGAAGUUAAAUGAUAGGCUUGAGGAAUGUUCUCUGCAGUCGUUGCUGAGUGAAGCACCUAUCAGUCGAUAUUCACUUGAUGAUGCGAUGGCAACAUUGCUGCCAUAUCAAACUUCGGGAUGCUGUAAUGGGCUGUUCUGCGUUCUCAAGAACUCAAGAAAACGUGCAGAAAUUCUUCAAGAAAUUUACUUGUGGAACCCAUCGACUCGGACCUCCAAGAAACUGCCAGUAAUUUCUAGUCCCGGCAUUGUUUGUAAUUACGGAUUCGGUUGGGUUGAAUCGAGUGAUGAGUACAAGGUGUUUGUGAGUGUUAGUUAUUACCUGCAGGAGGAGAUUAAAUGGGUUGGUAAAGUUUAUAGUUCAAGGAAAAAAUCAUGGAAAACAAUUGAGCACUCCGUGGAUUUAGUUUCAUGUGGUGUACCGGGGAUAUUUGGAGGCAGGAAGAUUUACUGGAAGAAUUACGGAGAUAAAGAGAUAGAUAUUAUUUUCUUGGACUUGAAGAGUGAGGCGUUUGGAAGGAUUGAGCUUCCCUUUGAUCAAGAGACGUAUGGCAAGGUGGGUGUGCUUGGUGGUUUCCUUUGUGUGCUAUGUUUUAAUUAUCAAAUUAGAGGCUUUCGAGUUUGGGUUAUGAAGGAGUCUUGGGAGAAAGUGGUGACUCUUUCUCAUCUUAUUGAGCUUCUUCAACCACCACCAUUGGUGAAAGGUAUAAAUGGAGAGAUUUUGGUAAAUUGUGGAUCCGCUUUGUUGGUUUACGAUUGUCGGGAUAAUGUGUUCCGCAACCUCAGGUUUUAUUCCUGUUGUGAGGGUACUAGGUUCAGCAGUUACAAGAAUUACGGUUGUUUCAUUUCAUAUAAUCUCUAUGUUGAAAGUUUAGUCUCGCCCGAAGAUUUAUGAAACGUCUUAGAACAUGAUUGUGAGUGGUUUCAUAC
Salvia miltiorrhiza (redroot sage) is the source of this 1434-nucleotide messenger RNA. Its product is annotated as F-box/kelch-repeat protein At3g23880-like. Gene Ontology annotation, molecular function: protein binding. The coding region runs from base 170 to 1399 and encodes 409 amino acids. The record is from RefSeq and is a predicted model, not a curated record. The transcript has 2 exons. Lineage: Eukaryota; Viridiplantae; Streptophyta; Magnoliopsida; Lamiales; Lamiaceae.